Messenger RNA from Rattus rattus (black rat), 571 nucleotides. It is a transcript of the gene S100a4, whose product is annotated as S100 calcium binding protein A4. Gene Ontology annotation, molecular function: calcium ion binding; RAGE receptor binding; transition metal ion binding. Gene Ontology annotation, cellular component: nucleus; perinuclear region of cytoplasm; cytoplasm. Gene Ontology annotation, biological process: positive regulation of canonical NF-kappaB signal transduction. The transcript is spliced from 3 exons. The coding region runs from base 137 to 442 and encodes 101 amino acids. Lineage: Eukaryota; Metazoa; Chordata; Mammalia; Rodentia; Muridae. The record is from RefSeq and is a predicted model, not a curated record.
CAAGAGCAGUAUCCAUGUUCCCCCAUCCCCUGCAUGGGCAGGGCCUGGCAGGGUAUAAAUAGGUCAGAUUGUUGGGCUCUCCCCAAACCUCUCUGUUCAGCACUUCCUCUCUCUUGGUCUGGUCUCAACGGUCACCAUGGCGAGACCCUUGGAGGAGGCCCUGGAUGUAAUAGUGUCCACCUUCCACAAAUACUCAGGCAACGAGGGUGACAAGUUCAAGCUGAACAAGACAGAGCUCAAGGAGCUACUGACCAGGGAGCUGCCUAGCUUCCUGGGGAGAAGGACAGACGAAGCUGCAUUCCAGAAGCUGAUGAGCAACUUGGACAGCAACAGGGACAAUGAAGUUGACUUCCAGGAGUACUGUGUCUUCCUGUCCUGCAUUGCCAUGAUGUGCAAUGAAUUCUUUGAGGGCUGCCCAGAUAAGGAGCCCCGGAAGAAGUGAAGACUCCUCAGAUGAAGUGUUGGGCCAGUGGGGGAAUCUUCCAUGUUGGCUGUGAGCAUAGUGCCUUACUCUGGCUUCUUCAUACAUGUGCACAGUGCUGAGCAAGUUUAAUAAAGAGUUUUGAAACUA